AUGACAUUGUUCCAAGCGUUAGAAUUUGACUGGUCAUGAAUCGGCAAUAAACAUGUUGUUUUAACAAGACAAACCGAAGUGAUGAUAUCCUGUCAUGGUAUAAAAAAACAAAUGGAUCUGUGUUUUCUUUCAUGGAAAAGAAAAGGCCAAUGUUAUCAGAGAAGAAAAAGGAACUCGAUGAAAACAUAUGGGAUUAUGGGAGUCCUCUCUAUGAUUCAUAUGAAUUAGCUUCAAUCAGUCGUAUCCUAGAGAGGCACACCAUAGCUUUGCCAUAUCCCUGCUAUCACUACGACUCGAUGCGGUCGGGAAUCAUAUCAAACAAGCCCGAAUCUGAAGGGAGAUUGGAGGGGAAAAUGGGUAAUCUUCAUGCACUAGGAUUGUUCCGGAAAGUCGUGAGUUGGACGCUGUGGAAGACGAGGAUUAGACGGUACCGAAACAACAAGGAUGAAAAGGUUUGAAGUAGCUAUUCAAAAUGUGCAACAUGGUUUGAAAUGGAACUUAAGAUGCCUUAAAAAUUUCAUUCAAAAUGUGCAACAAAUGUUGGACAAUAAAAAGCUACAGCUGAUUGUUUUGAAGAGGGCAAUUACGGCACGUUACUUACAAGCAUCAUCCAAGCAAUCAAAACAGAGCAGGAAACUUUCUCGCAUUAUCUUGAAGACUAACUUCAAACAAAAAGGGUAAAAAAAACACAAUGGUGCAUGUUCUAUUUAUGAUCUUCAAAUUUUGUGAAAAUACCCAAGCUAGCAAAACUCCAUUACAGACACACACACAUAUAUAUGUUUCGUAUAUGAUAUAAGUAUUUCUUGUUCUAAAUAUGUUACAAAACGCCGUUUCUGAUUUGCCUUUUAUUACUUCACUCGGCCGUAUUUCAUAAGUACCAAACAACUAGCCAUCCUAGUUGCCCUUCUUUCUUUUUUCCUCUAAAAAUAUGGCUCAGCCACCGCAACCGGAGCUACGUCUAGACUCUGACGCCGGAGCUGUGUUUGUUCUCGAAUCAAAAGGGAAGUGGUGGCAUGCGGGGUUUCAUCUAACGACGGCGAUCGUGGGGCCGACGAUCCUGACGUUACCGUAUGCAUUUAGAGGAUUAGGAUGGAUACUAGGCUUCUUCUGUUUAACGGUGAUGGGAUGUGUAACGUUCUACUCUUACUACCUCAUGUCCUUGGUGCUCGACCACUGUGAAAAAGCUGGUCGCCGCCAUAUACGCUUCCGAGAGCUCGCCGCUGAUGUUUUAGGAUCAGGAUGGAUGUUUUAUUUUGUGAUAUUUAUUCAAACAGCCAUUAACACUGGGGUUGGAAUAGGAGCAAUUUUGCUUGCAGGGGAAUGCCUUCAGAUCAUGUAUUCCAACCUUUCCCCCAACGGAUCGUUGAAACUGUACGAGUUCAUAGCAAUGGUAACAGUGGUUAUGAUAGCUCUCUCUCAGAUUCCCACAUUCCAUUCCCUCAGACACCUCAAUUUUGCUUCUCUAGUUCUCAGCUUGGGCUACACGUUCCUUGUGGUUGGUGCUUGCAUCCACGCAGGUUUGUCUAAAAAUGCUCCACAUAAAGACUAUUCAUUGGAAUCUUCAAGUUCAUCGAGGGUGUUCAGUGCCUUCACUUCUAUAUCCAUAAUAGCCGCCAUUUUCGGAAAUGGGAUUCUUCCUGAAAUACAAGCAACAUUGGCUCCACCUGCUACUGGGAAGAUGUUUAAAGGACUCUUAAUGUGUUACAGUGUAAUUUUACUUACUUUCUACUCAGCUUCAGUUUCUGGAUACUGGGCUUUUGGAAACAAAUCAAAUUCAAACAUUCUCAAGAGUCUAAUGCCUGAUGAUGGACCAUCAUUGGCCCCGACAAUAGUUAUUGGCCUUGCAGUUAUAUUUGUUCUUUUACAGCUACUUGCCAUUGGCCUGGUUUACUCUCAAGUUGCUUACGAGAUCAUGGAGAAGCAAUCAGCUGAUGUAAACCAAGGGAUGUUUUCAAAAAGGAACCUUAUCCCUAGGCUAAUUCUUCGAACCCUGUACGUCAUAUUCUGUGGGUUUAUGGCAGCAAUGCUUCCCUUUUUUGGUGACAUCAAUGGUGUGAUAGGUGCUAUUGGCUUUAUCCCUUUAGAUUUUGUCCUCCCUAUGCUUCUUUACAACAUGACCUACAAGCCCAAAACAUCAUCCCUCAUCUAUUGGAUCAAUCUGUUUAUCAUGGUUGUCUUCACCGGUGCCGGAAUCAUGGGCGCUUUCUCUUCUAUUAGGAAGUUGGUUGUUGAUGCCAACAAGUUCAAGCUGUUUAGCACUGAUGUGGUUGAUUAAUCAUAUGUAUAAAGCACUAAACAAAGUCUUAAGCAAAAGCCAAAGUUAAAGCCCUUUCGGGCCGGCUGAAAUGUACAAAUCAAAUGUUUCAUGAGGCGUGGCCUAGGUUGAGAUUGAAAGGAGCAACGUUCCAUGACAGUAAGGCAAUUCUGUCUUUAGAAAAUGAAACCUCUGGCAUCUGAAACUAGCAGAGUUGCAGUUUAAGGAAGAUGUCCUGUGCUGCUAUCUUUAAUCUUCUCAAUUGAUUUGAAAGAUUGGUUUUUAAACAACAAUUAAAAUAAAGAAUGGUAGUCUUUGAUUUUAA
This is a messenger RNA of Gossypium arboreum, 2579 nucleotides long. RefSeq names its product probable GABA transporter 2. The transcript is spliced from 7 exons. Gene Ontology annotation, cellular component: plasma membrane. The record is from RefSeq and is a predicted model, not a curated record. The coding region runs from base 929 to 2275 and encodes 448 amino acids. NCBI's taxonomy places the organism in Eukaryota, Viridiplantae, Streptophyta, Magnoliopsida, Malvales, Malvaceae.